This is a messenger RNA of Anoplopoma fimbria (sablefish), 1782 nucleotides long. Its product is annotated as AP-2 complex subunit mu-A-like. Gene Ontology annotation, cellular component: AP-2 adaptor complex; cytoplasmic vesicle. Gene Ontology annotation, molecular function: clathrin-cargo adaptor activity. The coding region runs from base 203 to 1531 and encodes 442 amino acids. NCBI's taxonomy places the organism in Eukaryota, Metazoa, Chordata, Actinopteri, Perciformes, Anoplopomatidae. The transcript has 13 exons. The record is from RefSeq and is a predicted model, not a curated record. Gene Ontology annotation, biological process: intracellular protein transport; clathrin-dependent endocytosis.
CGGCGGGUCAGCUGACAGCUAUCAGAGCACCGGUGGGGGGGGAAGAGCGGAAUUAGCGGGUGUGUGGACUGGGAAUCUACUGGAUCUUGACUUAAGCUAUAUCCGACGCCAAAACGCGGAGCGGGACACCGGUGGCGUCCGUGAGAGAACUAGGGUGGGGUUUGGUUUCACCAUGGACUGUUGGGACUGAGAAGCAGCCACAAUGAUUGGAGGAUUGUUCAUCUACAACCAUAAGGGGGAGGUCCUCAUCUCCAGGGUCUACCGAGAUGACAUUGGGCGCAACGCUGUGGAUGCGUUCCGUGUGAACGUGAUUCACGCCCGGCAGCAGGUCCGAUCCCCAGUGACCAACAUUGCCCGAACCAGCUUCUUCCACGUCAAGCGCUCCAACAUCUGGUUGGCGGCAGUCACCAAGCAGAAUGUCAACGCCGCCAUGGUGUUCGAGUUCCUGUACAAGAUGUGCGACGUCAUGACCGCCUACUUCGGCAAGAUCAGCGAGGAGAACAUCAAGAACAACUUUGUACUCAUCUACGAGCUGCUGGACGAGAUCUUGGACUUUGGAUACCCUCAGAACUCAGAGACUGGAGCUCUGAAGACCUUCAUCACCCAGCAGGGCAUUAAGGGACAGCACCAGACAAAAGAGGAGCAGUCUCAGAUCACCAGCCAGGUGACGGGGCAGAUCGGCUGGCGUCGCGAAGGCAUCAAGUAUCGCCGCAAUGAGCUUUUCCUGGACGUACUGGAGAGCGUCAACCUGCUCAUGUCACCGCAAGGCCAGGUCCUGAGCGCCCACGUGUCGGGCCGAGUAGUGAUGAAGAGCUACCUGAGCGGAAUGCCAGAGUGCAAAUUUGGCAUGAACGACAAGAUCGUCAUCGAUAAGCAGGGCAAGGGAGGGGCAUCUGAUGACGCAGGGAAGAGUGAUUUAGGGGGAGGAAGUGGGAAGCAGUCCAUAGCCAUCGACGACUGCACUUUCCACCAGUGUGUGCGUCUCAGUAAGUUUGACUCGGAGCGUAGCAUCAGCUUCAUCCCCCCUGAUGGAGAGUAUGAGCUCAUGAGGUAUCGCACCACUAAAGACAUCAUCCUGCCGUUUCGAGUAAUUCCUCUGGUCAGGGAGGUUGGACGCACCAAACUGGAGGUUAAGGUGGUCAUCAAGUCCAAUUUCAAACCCUCACUGCUGGCCCAAAAGAUCGAGGUGCGUAUCCCAACCCCCCUCAACACUAGCGGCGUGCAGGUGAUUUGUAUGAAGGGAAAAGCCAAGUACAAGGCCAGUGAGAACGCCAUAGUAUGGAAGAUCAAACGCAUGGCUGGGAUGAAGGAGUCUCAGAUCAGUGCUGAGAUCGAGCUGCUGCCGACCAACGAUAAGAAGAAAUGGGCCAGGCCUCCCAUCUCUAUGAACUUUGAGGUUCCUUUUGCGCCAUCUGGUCUGAAGGUUCGCUACUUGAAAGUGUUUGAGUCCAAGCUCAACUACAGUGACCAUGAUGUCAUCAAAUGGGUGCGAUACAUCGGCCGCUCCGGCAUCUACGAAACGCGCUGCUAAAAGUUCAACCGGCUCCCGGCAGCGAAGUGACCACUUUCCUCCCAUCUAUCCUGUUAAGAUUUUUUUUCUUCUGCCCCUUCCUACUCUGUCUCUCUUGUCCCCUUAAUCCUUAUAGCUUCUCUCAUACGCCCCCACCCACCUCCACCCUCACCCAUUCCUAACUAGGUGUCGGAGAUUGAAUUACAUUGUUAAAAAAAAAAAAAGAAAAUAAAUAUGAUAUGAUGCACAGACAUAUGCAAAAUGUGAACCAU